AUGGCACUGUGACAGCCCUCUGGAUUGAAUGACUCACAACAUGCUGCAUGUACUAUCGUCAACAUGAAGCGCAGCAAAUGCCUUCUGCUUGUAUCGGUGACGCUCAAUGUUCUGUUUAUCUUCAAAGAGUUAUUUUUCCUGCCGGUCAGCAAGGAACUAACUGAGACCAAGGAGUUGAACUGCCUUGUUGAGAGACCCCCGGACAAAUCAACUGCAUGUCUCAACAGGAUUGCGGAGCAAAAUCUUGAGGAAACCACAGACAACCCGGUUUCAAAACUUGGAGCAACCGUCGCACCUGUGUGGGUUUACAACAGCACGGCUGCCGACAAGUUCAGGAGCAAACUUGAAACGUGCUGCAAAGGAAGUGACGAUCUGCUGGUGACCCGGUACAACACACGCGUCAGUACCACCAUUCAGUACGACGCUGAGAGGAAAUCCCAGCUGAAGGUCACCCCUGAGAUAUGGAGAAAAUUUCCGCAGAAAACGCCUUUCUCGUACAAGAAAUACGCCAGCUGUAGUGUGGUCGGCAACGGCGGCUUGUUGAAAGGCAGUGGAUGUGGUAAAGACAUCGACUCUGCCGAGUUUGUGUUCAGAUGCAACAUGGCGCCGAUAGAUGAACGAUUUGUUGCAGACGUUGGGAACAAAACAGAUUUUAUUACCAUAAAUCCCUCUAUUGUGAGUAAAAGAUAUAGUCUACUAAAGACCACCGCCAUGAAGGACAAAUUUGUGAAGGAUGUAUCCCCUUACGGAAGUGCCUAUGUCUGGAUGCCUGCUUUCUCCUUCAGAAUGUGCACAUCUCGCAGCUUCGCGGUUCAGACUACCCUACAAGAAUAUAACUCCUCACUACAUGUGGUUUUCGCCAACCCGAAUUUCAUGCUGGCCAUGAAUGAAUACUGGAAAAGCAAUGGGGUGAAAGCAAGGAGGAUAUCUACAGGCCUGUUCCUAGCCAGCGCUGCCCUGUCCAUCUGUGCUGAGGUUCACCUGUACGGAUUCUGGCCCUUCCACGUGAACAAGCACAACGUCACGCUGACGGAACAUUACUACGAUGACAUCCCUCCUCGCAAAGUGCACAAUAUUCCCGAGGAGUUUGCAAAACUACGACAGCUUCACCGCGAGGGAAUCUUACAACUGAGAACAGACUCCUGUAGCUGAUCGUGUCACCUGAUAUUCAGUGGUGAUGAAGGUUGUAAAAAAUAACUACACACACAGAACAGUUUAUCACAUGAUAAACAAUAAAUAAUCUACAUGUUGUCCUUUCAUCGUAAGAAAGGAUAUAGGUCUAAACCUAUGCACUUGUUAUAACAUUUUAUGGUCAGUUG
Messenger RNA from Branchiostoma belcheri (Belcher's lancelet), 1319 nucleotides. RefSeq names its product alpha-N-acetylneuraminide alpha-2,8-sialyltransferase-like. The transcript is spliced from 7 exons. Gene Ontology annotation, molecular function: alpha-N-acetylneuraminate alpha-2,8-sialyltransferase activity. The record is from RefSeq and is a predicted model, not a curated record. Gene Ontology annotation, biological process: oligosaccharide metabolic process; N-glycan processing. Lineage: Eukaryota; Metazoa; Chordata; Leptocardii; Amphioxiformes; Branchiostomatidae. The coding region runs from base 64 to 1152 and encodes 362 amino acids.